AUCGCAAGCACAAACGCCGGCAGCAUGGCGACAGCCACCCUCUACCGCUCGCACUCGGCCGAACCGGACAUUCGGCUCGAAGACUAUCUGGACGACAAGCUCCAGUCCACCGCAGACCUCGACACAUUAGACAGCCUGCUCGCAAACGUCGAAGUCCAGCGAAGCCAGCUCCAAGCACAGCUCGACGAUGCCACGAAAGAGCUCGAGUCCGCGCGGCGAGCCGGGCAGGACCGGCAAGGCGGCCUGCAGAGAUCCAUUCAAGAAUUUGAGGAGCUCCAGCAGAGCAUAGACUCGCGCAUCGAGGCCGUCACAAACUCGCACGCCCCCGACGAGGCGAUUCGACGACUCGAGGGCCCCAUGGCCCAGCUGCACAAGGUCGAAUUGGCCCAUCGCUAUGUGUCGCUGCUCCAGGAUGUCGAGAACAUGCGUAGCGAGGCGCGAUCGCACCUGCCACAAGAUCCUAAGGCAGCUCUCCUGCCGUACACGAGGCUCAAGAAGCUUGGGAGCCGCCUUGAGGAACUUCGCGAAGGGGCAGACGAAGCCGCAACCCACCUCGUUGGCUAUGUCAAGGGGAUAUACGAGAGCCUCUGGAACGAGAUGAAGAGCAUCAUGGCGAAAGAGAUGGAGGGCCUGCUCACAAAGCGCGGGUGGUACCACGGUGGUGUCGACCCGCGCAGCGAAAUGGACGAGGAGUGGCUGGAGUGCUUCGAAAAGCUCAUUGACCUGCAAGUCCCUGAGAUUCUCUACUCGGACACUACCUUGCCGCUCCUUCCAUUCGAAGUCAUGGUCAAGCCGUUUGUGCAGUGGUUUCGCUUUCAAUUCAUGAGCGAAAACCCAACCAGCUCACCUCAGAAUUUUGGCACCUUCUGCGUUCCGCAGUUUCUGUCCUUGCUGGAGAAAUGGGAGGACUUCUUUCGCGAGAACGUGAGCUACAUCCUAGCCUCAAGAUAUGGCGACACCAGGGUCAAGGAUAUGUCAGUCUACAGAGAUCCCGCGUGUGCACUGAUUACUGCUAUGCUUCCUGUUGUCCGCGAGAAGAUCAACAGUGUCGUUCAGCACGGUCUGCGCAACCCUCAAUUCUUCAGUAGCUUGAUCACCCAGCUCUUGGAUCUGGACGAUGAGCUCCGCAGCAGAUUCGAUUACGACGGGGGUGACCCCUUACGCGGCUGGGGGGGCUUAACUUCCGAAGUGCUCGACAAGUACUUUGACUUCUGGCUUACUGCGGAGAAGGAAUUCGCCCUGGAACGCUUCCAGGUCAUCUUAAGCUCCGCUGAUGCUAGAAACAUCGAUUACGAUUAUAGCUGCUUGGGAAAGAUGAAGCCGACAUUUGCGGCCGUGCGCAUCACGGACCUGCUCAAGUCUGUCACGACUCAAUACGAUCGCAUCCGCAGGUUCUCGCACAAGCUCCGCUUCCUGAUUGAUAUCCAACUAGAGAUCCUCGACCGGUACCACGAUCGCUUGCGAGACUCGCUCGAGGCAUAUUCGGCAAUUACUUCGACUCUCGGACGAACACUCCAUGGUGUCACCAAGGAGCAAUUGUCCGCUUUGGAGGGCACAGGAGCUCUUGAGACUUUAUGCAAGGUCCUUGGCAGUACAGACCAUAUUAUCGCCACACUCGAGAUCUGGAGUAACGAAGAGUUCUUCGUCACGCUCUGGGACAAGCUGCAGUCGCGGGCUACCAAUACCACCAACGAGGACAACCUGGCUGGCGGCCUUAGCUACGAGCAGGUGAAGGACCGGACAUCCUCGUCUGUCGGUCUCGAAGGUGACACGGGUAUUCUAUUCGACGAGACCAUUACCUCCUACAGCAAUCGACGAAAAGCUGCGGAGGCAUACCUCGUAUCAGCCCUCGUUUCGUCCCAUCAGAAGGCAUUCCGACCUUACUUGUCAAAGACUGAGUGGAGCAUCAUUGGCGACGAUUCCGAUGUCGAUGUCGCCCAACUCAGCAUCACUGCUGAACUUGACGAGCCGCUCCGCACCAUGAAGCAGAACUUCGAGUUCCUUCAAUCCGCCCUAAGCACAACCGUCUUCCGCCGCGUCUGGCGCGAGGCCCUCGACAAGCUGUCCGACAUGCUCUGGGAGAGCGUGCUGAUGGGGUACACCUUUACCACGCUUGGUGCGGCGCAGUUCAUGCGCGACCUCAACGCCCUCACGGCCCUCGUGGACCGGUACAUCCCUGGCACAGGAGCCUCCGCUUUGAGCACUAUCCUCGAAGGUGCUACGAUUUUGAAUCUGCCCUUGCAGACUGGUCAGGGAGGUGGCACGACAUUGGGACUGCAGGAGGCUAGUGAUCGGUUCUUCAAGGACAACACAGAAGCCAAGGCGGCGCUAGAGGAAUUGGGUAUCGAGACGCUCACACCUGCCCAUGCGAGACAGAUUGUGCAGAAGAGAGCAGAGAAUCAGACUUAAGCUGUAUUCUACCUUGUCAAUUUGAGACAAUCCAUUUCAGAGACCUGGACUUCCUCGGCGGGUUGUUUUCGUCAGUCCUAGCAGACUGGAUGUUGUGGACCAGGCUCAAUAGAGGUGAAAUGACUAGUACGUGAUUCAAGCUUGUAAUUAUGCUUUGCUUCGGGAUAUGCAGGUUUUUUUGGGCGUCGUUCGUCAAGGAAGCCAGUUCACUACCUGAACAAUCACAUCAAGCAUCGAAAAAGAUGGUACGCGAGAUUGGCGGGGCAUUCUAAGACUG
Messenger RNA from Microdochium trichocladiopsis, 2686 nucleotides. RefSeq names its product TIP-1 family-domain-containing protein. Gene Ontology annotation, cellular component: Dsl1/NZR complex. Bases 25 to 2409 code for a protein of 794 amino acids. Gene Ontology annotation, biological process: retrograde vesicle-mediated transport, Golgi to endoplasmic reticulum; regulation of ER to Golgi vesicle-mediated transport; endoplasmic reticulum to Golgi vesicle-mediated transport. The record is from RefSeq and is a predicted model, not a curated record. NCBI's taxonomy places the organism in Eukaryota, Fungi, Ascomycota, Sordariomycetes, Xylariales, Microdochiaceae. The transcript has 3 exons.